This is a messenger RNA of Lindgomyces ingoldianus, 3713 nucleotides long. RefSeq lists its product as uncharacterized. NCBI's taxonomy places the organism in Eukaryota, Fungi, Ascomycota, Dothideomycetes, Pleosporales, Lindgomycetaceae. Gene Ontology annotation, cellular component: endoplasmic reticulum membrane. Bases 254 to 3400 code for a protein of 1048 amino acids. Gene Ontology annotation, molecular function: Glc3Man9GlcNAc2 oligosaccharide glucosidase activity. Gene Ontology annotation, biological process: protein N-linked glycosylation; oligosaccharide metabolic process. The record is from RefSeq and is a predicted model, not a curated record. The transcript is spliced from 7 exons.
GAACUUCCCGCUGCUUGCCUCGCUCCCCCGUCUUCCUCUCAUUCCAAUCAUUCCAAUUCGUGCCUCUCACCACCAGAAACAAUCAGUCGACAUCCCUAAGCUUAUCCAUUCAUUCUGCCUUUCCCUUCUUGGCUGUCUGAUUACCUUUGACUGUCAUUUACCUGUUUCUUCACCUCAACACCGCUUCGCCAACUUUCAGACCAAACUCGACCGCUCUUUGUUGACUGUAUAUUCCGGCGGCUGAGCGUUCGACAUGGUUCUCAUUGAGAAUCAAGAGUACCUCUGCGAAGAGGAAAAGCGCCUCAAGCAAGACCGAGAGCGCACUGCUUACUGGAAGCGAUGGGGACCCUACGUUGCCGAGAGGCAGUGGGCAACUGUUCGCGAAGACUACUCCCACGAUGGAGAUGCAUGGAGCCACUUUACACAUGACAUGGCCCGAACGCGCGCCUUCCGGUGGGGCGAAGAUGGCAUUGCGGGCGUUUCCGACUCGCAUGGCCUCCAGAACAUUGCCUUUGCUUUCUGGAAUGAGAAAGACGAUUUCCUGAAGGAGAGGUUGUUCGGCCUGUCAAAUCCUCAGGGCAACCAUGGAGAGUCGAUCAAAGAAUGCCACUUCCAUCUGGACAACACGCCUACGCAUUCCUACAUGAAGUACCUCUACAAGUAUCCGCAGCGCAAAUUCCCCUACGAGGACCUCAUUAAAGAGAACGCUAAUCGAAGCCGACUGGAAAAGGAAUACAACCUUAUUGAUACUGGAGUCUUCGAGGAUGAUCGAUACUGGGAUAUCUUCAUUGAGACUGCAAAGGAAGCUGACGAUGCGGAAGAGCUUUUGUUUCGUGUUACCGCAUAUAACCGCGGCCCGGAGCCAGCGCCGCUGCACAUCGUCCCUCACGUAUGGUUCCGUAAUACCUGGGCCUGGGGCCACGAAGAUCUCAAGAAGAAGCCUUCAUUACGGAAAAUUAGUCCAACUACGGCACAUUCAAAGCACUAUAAGCUUGGAGAGCGCUACUUUCAGCUCUCACCCUCUCCAGGCACUGGCUCGAGCGGUGAGGACGUUCAGCCCAAACUUCUUUUCACAGAAAACGAGACGAAUUACAAGGCAAUCUGGGGCGGUGAGAACAAACACCAGUAUGUCAAAGAUGGCAUUCACCGCCGUAUCGUAGACGAGCAAAUGAAUUCCGUAAAUCCGAGGGAGUUCGGCACCAAGUGCGCGGCCUGGUACGCUUUUGACGAAGAUGAAGGCGUUCAGCCUGGAGAGUGUGCCGUCGUGCGAUUUAGGUAUUCACGGAGGUAUGAAGGAUACCUCGACGAAGAGCUUUUCGACGACAUCAUCGAGCAACGACGCGCCGAGGCCGACGAGUUCUACUGGCGAAUUAGCCCGCUUCCGAUGGCUGAGGAUCUCCGAAAUAUCCAACGCCAAGCCUUCUCUGGAAUGUUGUGGUGCAAACAAUACUACCAUUUCAUCUGGAACCAAUGGGCAAACGGCGAUCCGGGCAUGCCCCCUCCACCAGCCAGCCGAAAGCAGGUUCGGAACAAGGAGUGGAAACACAUGUACCUAGACGAUAUUCUCUCCAUGCCUGAUUCUUGGGAAUACCCCUUCUUCGCCGCGUGGGACAGCGCUUUUCAUUGCAUACCUUUGGCCAUGAUCGACCCUGAUUUUGCCAAGAAACAACUAGACCUCUUCACUCGCGAAUGGUACAUGCAUCCAAAUGGCCAGCUUCCAGCUUACGAAUGGAACUUUGGCGAUGUGAACCCUCCAGUCCAUGCUUGGUCACUCUUCAGGGUUUUCAAGAUUGAGCGCAAGAUGUACGGUCGUGAGGAUUUUGACUUCCUUGAGCGCGUGUUCCAAAAACUGCUCCUCAACUUCACAUGGUGGGUGAAUCGAAAGGAUGCGGAUGGCCACAAUGUCUUUGAAGGCGGGUUCCUAGGCCUCGACAAUAUUGGCGUCUUCAAUCGAUCAGAGCCUUUGCCGACGGGAGGUGUUCUUGAACAGGCCGACAGCACCGGCUGGAUGGGCUUCUACUGUCUUAACAUGCUUAAUAUCUGUCUCGAACUCGCCAAACGUCGCCGUAUAUAUGAAGACAUGGCGUCAAAGUUUUUUGAGCACUUCAUCCUCAUCAGUGACGCAAUGCAGUUCCGGAUGGACGGAGAAGAGAAACCACUUUGGAACGAAGAGGAUGGAUUCUACUAUGAUGCCAUCUCCUGGGGGGGACCAUGGAGUCACCAAAUGCCAGUUCGAUCCCUCGUCGGCCUCAUCCCUCUCUAUGCGACUUUGACAUUAGAGCCCGAAGUCAUCAACCGAUUUCCCGACUUCAAAAAGAGAUUAGAUUGGUUCACCGCCAACCGCAGCGACGUCGCCAAACGGAAUAUGGCUUCGAUGAAGAAACGCGGCAAAGACGAUCGUGUUCUCUUAUCUCUAGUUAGUGAGGACCGCUUGAGACGGAUCCUCUGCAGGAUGCUAGACGAAUCAGAAUUCCUGGCUGACCACGGAAUCCGAUCUCUGUCGAAAUACCACAAAAGCAACCCAUACUCUAUGGAUGUUAAUGGCCAGCGCUUUCAAGUCAGUUAUAUUCCCGGGGACUCUGACAGUGGGCUUUUCGGCGGCAACAGCAACUGGCGUGGGCCAAUUUGGCUCGCUGUCAAUUUCCUUCUCAUCGAGUCUCUCCAGCGAUUCUUCCUAUACUACGGCAACAAGUUCCAAGUAGAAUGUCCCACUGGCUCAGGCGACUACAUGCAUCUCGGACACGUUGCCGAAGAAGUCCAACAUCGUCUUCAGCACCUUUUCGCCCGAGGCGACGAUGGACGAAGAGCUAUCAAUGACGGAAAUGAAAUGCUGGAUUUUGAUGUGCACUGGAAGGACUACAUGUGGUACCAUGAAUUUUUCGAUGGAGAUACUGGCCGUGGGUUGGGAGCAACUCAUCAAUGUGGGUGGACUGGCUUGAUUGCUAAGAUGAUCCAUGACACAGGCAUGACUUGUCGACUCCCACAAACACCACGUACGCCAACCACCGCGGCUGCCCACUACUUCGACGACAUCUUCACUAGCACUGGAAAACCCAGGAAGCCACAUCACCUUCGUCGAUCUUCAACAAGCAGAUCCAUUGGCCACCGCAGCGACUGGGAAACCUCAACUAAUGGCGACGAAGAUACUGCCUCCCCUAUCAACCGCAAGAGUUCUAUUGGAUUCCUCGACGCUGAUUCCAUCAAACGAAAGGCCGAGGUCGAUAAACAUGUUGCACACUAUGUCAGCGAUCAACUUGAGCGGAUAAAGAGCAACGAUUCGGCCGAUGUCGACUGCGGAGAGUUCGAGACGUCAAUUGAUGGAGCAUUCGAUCCGAAGCCUAGUGGUGAUCUGAAUGGCCAUAACAACUAUUUCACCAAAAAUCCACUGGAUGGCAAAUAAGUUGGAGGACCUGUCAUAGCGUUGUUGAGGGGAUUAAUAGGGGGGUAUUGAGGAGAAGGGAUAGCAAACAUUGCAAAAAGCUCCACGCACCAGAAAAGUUGACAUGCAUCAAACGGGGCUCGAGAAUUUAUAGACCCAGAAUUGACCUAGGGGCAGAAUCACAAGUCCUAUUACUCCCCGAAACGCUUACCUCAACCAUUCUCGCACCAUGCCUGGAGGAAUGAAUUUUAUCUUUGUACUAGUCAAGUCAUGAAUAGAUUAAUCAUUGUAUUAUGCCUAGUCUCUCUUGAUUUAGUCUCGACUAGCCUCUUAC